AUCACUUGGCAUUCUAUUUUUCCUCGCAGAUUGGAAAUCCACUGUUUCCCAUAAGAUGGAUUCGUUUAAGAAGCAAACUCCAGACUACACUGACAUUGCAUACAAGGAGGCAGUUGCAAGACUCAGAUACCUGCUAGCAGAGUCGUAUUCACCACACUCAUCUCCCACCAAGAGCUUUCAGAUUCAGAGGGCUGAUGAUAGUGGAGAUGAAGUAGAAUCUGUGGCAUUAAGUGAGAGGUCUCGUCAUCAACACCAGCAUUUCUUGCCCCCAUACCGAGCUCCCCAGUAUGGCUCCAAGCGUGCACUCUACACAGACCCCACAACGAAACUUCCCCAUACUUACAGUACCCAGAACUUACCAUCAACAGGAAUAACAGAGGGGCAGGACACAACUUUGAAACCUGAGGGAUCUCUGCCUCCUCCUGAGCUCAUGGCAUUUAUUGAGCGGCAAGAGGAAUAUAUUGAACAGUUGGAAAAGGAGUCGCAGUACUGUAGGGAUGAAUUAGCUGCAUUGUUGAGUAAAGUGAAGGAAGUUAUAUCAGAGAAUGAAGGUCUGCAUGAGAGGGAGAAGGCUGGCCUGCUCAAGUCUGUUUUUAACUGCUUUGAAACAGGAGAUGAAGAUGUUCAAGAGAUGGAGCCUGAAGGAAAGCUUGAAAAACAGAAGUUACAGAGCAGCAAGAAGCAGCGUCUUGAAGGCCCAAGCAUUGUGUUUGAGUCACGGAUAAGUGAGCUUGAAGCACAGCUAACUCAGACUAAAAUGGACCUGAGGAAGGCCUUAGAAGAAGCUGACCUUUGCAAGAAGAAGCUAGCUGACCAACCACUCAGCUUUGAAAUGCACAGCCCAUCUAGUGCUGCAGGCUGUGACAGUCACCGGCAACAGAUUGAAAAUUUACAGAGGGAGAAGAAUGAGCUGAAUGAGAGCCUGAUGAAGCUGCAGGGUGCUGUCACACAGUUCCGUGAAAAGGAAGCAGAAGCAUCACUCAAAGUGAAGCGCAGCCUGGACAUUGUGGACCAGGCCCAGUUCGAGAAAGCACAGGCUGAACUGGAGGUGAGACGGCUGAAGGAUGAGCUGGACCGACAGCAUGAGAAGCUGCGAGAAUUGUUACAGGAGCAGGGACGCAAGGUGCAAGAUGAACGAAUGCAGCUGGAGCGACGCUAUACACAACAGAUGGAACAACUCAGCACUGACCUUACAUCUCAGUGGGAUUCCUCCAGCAAGUUGCAACUGGAGCUGGAGAAACAGCGCCGUGUUGAAGUUGAUCUCCGCAGAGACCUCCAGCAGAAGACAGUGAUGAUUGAAGAAUUAAAAAAGGAGCUCCAGAAUAAGAUUGGCUUGCUACAGGCAGAGCUCGUGCAGGCAGCUGUGGAUCGUGGAUCUCUGGAGCAGGAGCUGGCUUCCAGCAAACUGGCAGUUGAGCGGGCAGAGCGUGAUGGCAGGCAGGAAGUAUCCAAACUUCAGGCAGAAGUUGCUGCUCUGCGGCAGCGUCUGGACCGAGCUGAUGCUGAUCUGAUGCACAGCCGAAGGGAGAAUCUGCGACUUGCAGAACAAGUUGCCUCACUUGAGAGAGAGGUGAACCUUGCCAAAAUGACAAAGGAGAAUGCUGAUAGAUCUUCCUCUUCUCCCUCCAAACAAAAGACAGGACAGAGGGAAAAGGAGCUGACAGCAAUGAUCAUGGACAUGGAAACUAAGCACGUCCAAACUGUUGCUGAACUUGAAGGCAUGAUUCAGUCCCAGAACCAAGUGAUGGAAAAACUGAAAGACGAGUGUCACUCACUUACAGAGAAGCUGGAGGAGUCCUCCAACAGACACAAGCAUGAGAGGGCCUCCUUAAGAGAGGAGAAUGCCAUGUUGAUGGAUAAGCUUGAGCAACUGUGGAAGAUUCAGAAGCAGCAGCAGCAGCACCUUCUUGUAGCAAGUAGUGAACAGGCACUGCACGAGCAGAUGAUGACACAUAUGCCAGAGACUCCACUGAGUCACAGAUUCAUCCCAGAUCCAAACAGUAUGACCCUGAGCAGUACAACCCUCAGCAAUAUCAACAGUACCAACCUGAAUCCAGCGAUGACCAAUAUCAACUUGGGCCAAGCCAACAGCAGUAUCAGUCUGAGCUCAGUCAACAAGAAUACCAAUCUGAAUCCAACCAACAGCAGUAUCAGCCUGAGCUCAGCCAACACCAGUACCAACAUGAAUCCAACCAACAGCAGUAUCAGCCUGAGCCCAGUGAGCCAGCCACCAGUGAAUCUCUCAGUGCCAAGGAGUCAUUUCUCCCACCUCAGCCUCAGUUCAUGGAGGCAUGAAGUUGUGGAACCACUGCCACCACCACCUCCUCCACUCACAUUAGAAGAUUUGGCUACUGACAGUGAUUCGUGAGACUUGCCGUCUGCACAGCUUUGUAUCUUCAAAACACUGUUACAAUGGCAGCUGCACAGUUGCCACUAGCAAGUGUUUGUGGAGGUAGGAUCAUCUUUCCUACAUAUUUCACCUAUAAGAAAUUCUUAGUCUGUCAUGAGGUCUGGUUUCCCAUAGUAGUCCCAUAGUAGUAUUUUGCCUGACCCUUUCAAACCCUGGACACAGGUCAAGACAUCUCAUGUCACAUAAUACCUAAGCUUCUGAAUUCUGUACUGCAUAAAUGUGCCAAGUCUGUCUAUGAUACAGUUAAUUUCUGAUACAAGAAUGCAUUACAAGAUGGAGAUUGGAGCAGCAGAAGAGAAACAAGAAGAUAAAUUUCAAUAUUUUUACAUUAUCUCCAGAGUUGUAUUCUGAAACUUGUAACUCUAUAUAAAUAUUUAUUUGUGAUCACAUGGGUCUGAGAGGGCUAGAGUAUGAACUAAAAUGUGUCUUACACCUUUUUUUACUUUAUCUAAUUUUACUUCUUUUGAUAGACUGAGAUGAGACAUUAUUAUAAUUAUCAUCAAUACUGUUGAAGUUUCAUGGGUAUCAAAUCAAUGUAUAUAAUGUACCUUGCUGAUACAUUGAGUAUAAUAUGUUACUGGACUUCAUAAAUAGGAAACAGGCCUGAUGACAUGCAUAGUUUUAGAGGGUCAGUUGGGGCCUGGGACACAUGAUUGUGUUGGACAUACAAAAUCAAGGAAACUAUUUGGUCAAGUCACUUUGAAACUAUUAAGAAGUAUCACUAUAUUUUAUCAUUGUAAGGAAUGUGAUAGAGUGGUAUUCCAAGAACAAAGUGUGAUUAGCGUUGUACAAACUGCAUACUGAUUAUGAAUGCCUUCUGUAUCUAUCCUAAAUUUAAAGUUAGAAGAAACAUGCUUCUUGCCACUGUCUGUAUUUGUACACAUUAAGAAACUGCUUAAUUUGACAGCCUUUUUAUAAAAUGAAUUGGUGAAACUUAAUUUGGUUCAUACUGGAAAAGUUGAGUAACUGCAUUAUGUGAAAGUACAGUCUGGUUAUAACAAAAUUUUAAUUAGGAGUUCACAGAAUGUGAUAAGAUUAGGAUUUCUCAACAUGUUUACACCUGGGCAGCUCUGAACCUGCACUGGCUGGCCACUUUGCAGUAACAAACCAUUGUGAGAUUUUAAAAUGUUUACUUCUCAUUUUGGAACAUGUGAGUGUGUUAUAACUUGACACUUACCUUUCUAUAAAAAAAAAAUCUGCUUUCUAGCUGCCACAGUAUUCCAAAAAGUGAAGCAAAUUUUGUUUCUGGUUAAAUUAGAUUUUUUUUAGCUCAGUGAAAUGCCUUUUUGUGUGUAUCAGUGCUUAACAUGUCUGCUUUCUAUAGAGCCGUUAGCUAUAGACAUCUGCCAAGAAAUAUGUGUACAAGAUUUUAAAUAAGGUAUUGUGUGAUUCUGUAGGCAAUUUCAGAACUCACAGAACCAAGAACAUGCCUUCUAGCUAUGAGUGUUUUAAUAAAAUACAAAUCCAAAAUCAACCAUAUUGAACUACUGGGCAUUCAUUUUUACUCUGAAGACCAUAUCAUUGUAUACUGUCUGAUUUUAAUUAAAUUUAAUAUUGGGACUAUUUCAAACCCAGGAAUAUCACCCAAGAGAGAAGUAAUUUUCAAGCAUUUUUUAGCAUUCUUCAAAUUGCGAACUUUCACGCAAAAUGUAUAUAAAGAUUUUAUUUCAUAUACAUUACUGUCAUGAUCAGUCAUGUUUGAAAACAUGGCAAUAGUUGCCUAAAAUGUGUGUAUAUUUCACAUGGCAUUGUUAUCAGAUACUUCUGGGUAUGUGAUAGGGUACUUUAUCUCUGAUAAAAAGUUUUGAGAUACAUUCAAGACAAAGUUCAGAGUUGAGAUUUUGUAUUUUCAUGUCUUCUGUUUUUCCCAUUUCCCCCCCCCCCCCAUUGUGGGCCCUUAAGUACUUCAUGAAAUUGACACAGUAUACAAUAAUACAGAUGGCAGUAGUUCCCAGACCCCAAUUAAUACUUGUGUAUUCAUGGUAUUUGUACUUAAAUUAUCUCACUUCUCUCAGAAGUUGUACUUUCUAGCUAAUUUAAUUACGAAGUGUAUAUUGGUUAGUAUGCAGGCUGGAAUUUGUACACUACAAGGUAGGUCUCAGAGACCUUGCAAAUUAAAUGAACUGAGCAGAAGAUGAUGUUUGUUCUGUCAGUUUAUAGCACUGCUUCAUUAGAUGUUCAUCACUACUUUAGAUCUGCUUGAUGAUUGUAUCAAAGCAGUAUGGCCCAAAGGGGGCACACCUUUCCCACUGUGUACUUCUGGAUUGGAGGCUCAUUUGGUUUGGAAAUUAUGGUUGUCUAAGGCAGAUUUUGUCUGUGCUGUCAUCUGUAUCCUCCUUCUAAUCACAACUCAUGGUAAAUAAUUUAACUGAUACAUUAUCAUUAUGCUACCAUAUAAUUUAGUAUGUAACUUUUGCUGACCAGUUUUGGUAUACUGCAUGCACAAAACCUAACAAAUGGAGUCCAUUAUAGCUGUUUUGAUAUUAGUGAGAUGGGUAGGAUUUACAGGUGUUGGGAUUUUUGGGGAUAGAGAUAACCCCCUCCC
This is a messenger RNA of Cryptotermes secundus, 4955 nucleotides long. RefSeq names its product serologically defined colon cancer antigen 8 homolog. NCBI's taxonomy places the organism in Eukaryota, Metazoa, Arthropoda, Insecta, Blattodea, Kalotermitidae. The record is from RefSeq and is a predicted model, not a curated record. Gene Ontology annotation, biological process: tube formation; neuron migration; centrosome cycle. Gene Ontology annotation, cellular component: centrosome; centriole.